AUGACCCAAAACUCUCAUUCAUCCAGUCAGCUAGACACAAUGGUGUCUGUCCGAUUGGACGGACUUAUCGAAUUCCUGCGAUGUCUCUCCCUUGAAGAUAGGGACACGUUGUCCAGGGGAUUGGGUAUUGACGCGCCUGAUGGUACCACUGAGACACCACUACCUGUUCCCCCCGUGGUCUCCGGUAAUUCACCUGCUGUUACUGUGACCAGUAUGGAAGUUCCCAUUCCUGCUCCCUCCACCCCUACCAUGGCUGCUCCUACUGUUCCUACUUCCCCGGCUCCUACUGCCGCCGCUCCCACAGGCCCUACCACCAUCUUGGUCGAGUUUGACGAAUACAAUGGCUCUGAUGACGAGGAUGUGGCCGCUGCGGCCGCAGCACUUGCAGAUGACUCCCUAUUGCAUUUUUACUGUGGAACAUACUUCAAUGUGCCCGCCGCCGAUGCCGAGCCACCCUUCUAUUGUAUCUCCAGAGGUCGACACAUCGGCGUCUUUUCAGGCUGGGAUGCUACUGGUCCGAAAGUGCUUGGUGUCUCCCACGGUAUCUUUCACAAGGUGGACAGUAUCGAGAAGGGUAUGAGCAUCAUGAGGAGCGCGAUAGACCGUGGUGAUGCCAUGCAGGUAUUGUAA
Molecule: messenger RNA, 630 nt
Organism: Suillus plorans
Lineage: Eukaryota; Fungi; Basidiomycota; Agaricomycetes; Boletales; Suillaceae
Exons: 3
Coding region: 1-630 (209 amino acids)
Source: RefSeq, a predicted model, not a curated record